Messenger RNA from Artibeus jamaicensis (Jamaican fruit-eating bat), 1957 nucleotides. RefSeq names its product protein interacting with PRKCA 1 (gene PICK1). The transcript is spliced from 13 exons. Gene Ontology annotation, molecular function: phospholipid binding; protein domain specific binding; protein kinase C binding. Gene Ontology annotation, biological process: positive regulation of receptor internalization; regulation of Arp2/3 complex-mediated actin nucleation; dendritic spine maintenance. Bases 195 to 1445 code for a protein of 416 amino acids. NCBI's taxonomy places the organism in Eukaryota, Metazoa, Chordata, Mammalia, Chiroptera, Phyllostomidae. Gene Ontology annotation, cellular component: neuron projection; postsynaptic density; postsynaptic early endosome. The record is from RefSeq and is a predicted model, not a curated record.
AAAUACCCGCAGGGGGAGGGCGUGUCUUUUGCGUCCUACCGGAAGUGACGCCACAGUCGCGGCCGCCGACAGGUGGAACGGCAGGUGGGUUCAGGUGCCAGCCUGGCCCGGACCCGACUGUGGGACCGACGCUUCCGUUCCCUGCCCCCCCGGCGAGCUGAGCAGUUAGCUGGCCCACCUCAGCUCUCGGAACCAUGUUUGCAGACUUGGACUAUGACAUCGAAGAGGAUAAACUCGGAAUCCCAACUGUGCCGGGGAAGGUGACCCUGCAGAAGGACGCUCAGAACCUGAUCGGGAUCAGCAUUGGAGGCGGGGCCCAGUACUGCCCCUGCCUCUAUAUUGUCCAGGUAUUUGACAACACCCCAGCGGCCCUGGAUGGCACUGUGGCAGCUGGCGAUGAGAUCACCGGUGUCAAUGGCAGGUCGAUCAAAGGGAAAACCAAGGUGGAGGUGGCCAAGAUGAUUCAGGAAGUGAAGGGGGAGGUGACCAUCCACUACAACAAGCUGCAGGCGGACCCCAAGCAGGGCAUGUCCCUGGACAUCGUGUUGAAGAAGGUGAAGCAUCGGCUGGUGGAGAACAUGAGUUCGGGGACUGCAGAUGCCCUGGGCCUGAGCCGGGCCAUCCUGUGCAAUGACGGGCUCGUCAAGAGACUGGAGGAGCUGGAGCGCACAGCGGAGCUCUACAAAGGGAUGACAGAGCACACCAAGAACCUUCUUCGGGCCUUUUAUGAGCUGUCGCAGACGCACCGGGCCUUCGGGGACGUGUUCUCCGUGAUCGGGGUGCGGGAGCCGCAGCCGGCCGCGAGCGAGGCUUUCGUGAAGUUUGCUGACGCUCACCGCAGCAUCGAGAAGUUUGGCAUCCGGCUGCUGAAGACCAUCAAGCCGAUGCUGACAGACCUGAACACGUACCUCCACAAAGCCAUCCCCGACACGCGCCUCACCAUCAAGAAGUACCUGGACGUGAAGUUCGAGUACCUGUCGUACUGCCUGAAGGUGAAGGAGAUGGAUGACGAAGAGUACAGCUGCAUCGCCCUCGGGGAGCCCCUUUACCGCGUGAGCACCGGCAACUACGAGUACCGCUUGAUCCUGCGCUGCCGCCAGGAGGCGCGCGCUCGCUUUUCGCAGAUGCGCAAGGACGUGCUGGAGAAGAUGGAGCUGCUGGAUCAGAAGCACGUCCAGGACAUCGUGUUCCAGCUGCAACGCUUCGUGUCCACCAUGUCCAAGUACUACAAUGACUGCUACGCCGUACUGCGCGGCGCCGACGUCUUCCCUAUAGAGGUGGACCUGGCCCACACCACGCUGGCAUACGGCCUCAGCCAGGACGAGUUCACUGAUGGGGAGGAGGAGGAGGAAGAGGAGGAGGACCCUGCAGCCAGGGAGUCGACCAGGGAUGUGCGAGGGGCUGCCGGGCCCCUGGACAAGGCUGGAAGCUGGUGUGACUCCUGAGUGUGCCCUGCAGUGUGGAUCUGGGGGUAGGGAGAGCGGGAGGGCAACAGCCAGGAGCGGAGGCUGAGCCGUGCAUGAAGGUCUGCUGGCUUGGGGUGCCCGCCCGCCUGCUCCCCUGUCCCAGCAGGGCAGACCCGGGCUGUGACCUCGGACUUGGUCGCCAGCCCCUCCAUCUUCCUCCCCCUCUCCCCAGACAGAACAGGAGCUUGGUCUCUGGACCUGCCCUAGGAAAGGGAGGGCAGGAAGGAGGAGGGGCUGGCGCUGGCAGGAAGUCCAGGACCCACCCCUGGGCGCCUCCGCUGGCGCCACCUGGAGUCUGCCGGAGUCGGGCGGGUCGGACAGCCGAGGCGGGGCCCCAGGCUCGUGUACACCCUGGCCCCGCCCCAGCCCACACUCACACCUCGGUGGCCUUUAUUUAUUUUACUCUCCUGGUUCAGCCACUUUCCUGGGAAAGGGCUGGGCGCUGGGCCUGCAUCGAAUAAAUACAAACCCAGACGGCGCCAGGCUCUGCA